This is a messenger RNA of Pectinophora gossypiella (pink bollworm), 689 nucleotides long. RefSeq names its product thyrostimulin beta-5 subunit-like (gene GPB5). Gene Ontology annotation, biological process: G protein-coupled receptor signaling pathway. The transcript has 4 exons. Gene Ontology annotation, molecular function: hormone activity. Bases 17 to 469 code for a protein of 150 amino acids. The record is from RefSeq and is a predicted model, not a curated record. Gene Ontology annotation, cellular component: cytoplasm; extracellular region. NCBI's taxonomy places the organism in Eukaryota, Metazoa, Arthropoda, Insecta, Lepidoptera, Gelechiidae.
UUCGAAACCCGCCAAAAUGUCGGACCACAGACAAUGGCUGGUGACCCUCGCCCUGGUCUUGUAUUUGACCGCAUGCCUUGCCGCCACGACGCGUUGUCGGCCUAAGUACCACAUGCACAAAGCGGUGCAGACAGACCUGAAAGGGCGCAAAUGCUGGGACAAUGUGAAGAUCCAGUCCUGUGGCGGGUUCUGCUUGUCUUAUGAGAUAUCGCACUGGCAAUUCCCAUACAAGGAGUCGCAUCACCCCGUGUGUGUGCACAACGAGAGGCGCCACAAGUUUGUGAAGCUGCGGCACUGCGAUGCUGGCGUGGACCCUAAUACUGAGGACUACCACUACGUGGAGGCCGCCUCUUGCAAGUGCAAGAUAUGUUCUUCUGAAGAUACAAGCUGCGAGUGGUUGCCGCCAGAUUCUAACCUACUCGACGAAUUGCUAAUUACAGAAGAAGAAAUUGAGGAAGAACUUGAUUAAUAUCCUCGAUUACUUGUAUUGAACUUGUUUUAAAUUCUUCUGAAACGAACUUUGCGACUGGCUUGGCUGUUACUCUGGACUAACUGGCUGGUAAUAUUUUGGCGGGAACAAAACAAUUUCAAAUCGUGUUUGGCUGGAUACACGAUUUGAAAGUUUUUAAUAAUAACCGUUAAAUGAUGCCGCUAUUUUAUAUUAAAUAAUAAUUUAUAAUGAAUUGAAU